AUGAUUUUACAACACGUGAAAGCUCGUUACGGUAUUUACCCCCGUUCCACAAUUCAGAGAUUUUCAGUUCCCGAUGAUAAAGUAUCCUGGAACGUUGAGUACAAAGAAUAUAAUCCUCCAAAUUACACUUCAGCUUCUAUUUAUGGCAAACCAUGGGCCGAUCCCGAUAUAACUGAUUCUAAUUUUAAACCAAAGUGGAAUAGUUUGGAUGGAAAUGUAAACAGAAAGAGUCAUAUGGGCUUAUAUCAAAUUACAAAUGGAUACCCAAUAAAUCCUCUGGGAAGAACAGGUAUUUGUGGCAGAGGUGUGCUUGGACGCUGGGGACCAAAUCAUGCAGCAGAUCCAGUUGUGACACGAUGGAAGAGGCUUAAUAAUGGUGAAAUGGAGAUUGAUAAGCUGAAUAACAAGCCAAUUUUACAAUUUGUAGCAAUAAAACGUGGGGACACUGGUGAAUGGGCCCUGCCAGGUGGAAUGGUUGAUCCUGGGGAAAAGGUGGCUGCUACAGCAGUGAGGGAAUUUCAAGAAGAAGCUAUGAACUCUUUAGUGGCUACUGAAGAGCAAAAAGCUAAAUGGUCAGAAAUAUUUUACAAGUUCUUUAGUGGAGGAGUGGAAGUAUACAGUGGUUACGUAGAUGAUCCACGUAACACUGAUAAUUCGUGGAUGGAGACAGUUGCAUAUAACUUUCAUGACCAUGAUGGUUCUACAGUUGGUAAAUUGAAACUAAAUGCAGGUGAUGAUGCUGUUGGUGUUCGUUGGGUCGAUAUAACACCAGACAUUAAGCUAUAUGCUAGUCACAAAGACAUUGUGGAAGAAGUCUCAAAGAGGUUGCUGCUUGAAUAA
Messenger RNA from Parnassius apollo (apollo), 840 nucleotides. The record is from the annotation of a GenBank genome assembly. NCBI's taxonomy places the organism in Eukaryota, Metazoa, Arthropoda, Insecta, Lepidoptera, Papilionidae.